AUGCCUCAAGAAUCUCCUCAAGUGCCAAAUGAUAAUCACGAUGAGAUUGAAAGUGCGUCUUUGAGACAUAGUGUGCUGACCAUGAAUGAGAAGUUGAUGGAUCCUGACACUAAAGCUCAGUCCAAGGUCGAUGAAAAGAUUGUUAAUUAUGACCAAGCAGAUAUAUUAGGCAAAUUUCGAUUGUUUUUGCUUGGAUCGGCUUACAUUCUACUGAUGGCAUUUGUUGGUGUGGUUGUCACUCUCAUCAGAUUACAAGGCUAUACACGGAGCAAGCGUUUUGGUUUUUGUUUGCGUCGAAUUGGUUUGAUAUUCGGGCAGAGUGUUUUUCUUGACCUUUCGGAUUGCAAGCUGGAGAGAAACAUUGCGACUAGCAGAACCAGUUUCCCCAUUGGCAACCUUUCGAGCGGGAACCGAGCAAUAGCACUGCACAUUUUGAGAGACCCCGUGUUAAGUUUCGGUUACAUUGCAAUUAUUAUUGGCACAUCAUGGGUGGCCGUUUUUUCCCCUCUUGAUUUUUUCAAUUCCGAUUAUUUCUUCUUUAUAAUGGUUGGUUUUUACUUGCUUCAUAUGUUUAUUGACAGGUUCAUUCGAAACGAACGGGUUGACCGUUCCAAGAGCAGUCAGGGUGUGUCAAAUAAUGAGAGUGGUAAAGGAAACGACUUUUCUUGA
Messenger RNA from Lodderomyces parapsilosis, 669 nucleotides. RefSeq lists its product as uncharacterized. The coding region runs from base 1 to 669 and encodes 222 amino acids. The record is from RefSeq and is a predicted model, not a curated record. The transcript has a single exon. Lineage: Eukaryota; Fungi; Ascomycota; Pichiomycetes; Serinales; Debaryomycetaceae.